Syngnathoides biaculeatus (alligator pipefish) is the source of this 3611-nucleotide messenger RNA. Its product is annotated as potassium voltage-gated channel subfamily H member 7-like. The record is from RefSeq and is a predicted model, not a curated record. Gene Ontology annotation, molecular function: inward rectifier potassium channel activity. Lineage: Eukaryota; Metazoa; Chordata; Actinopteri; Syngnathiformes; Syngnathidae. Bases 126 to 3611 code for a protein of 1161 amino acids. The transcript has 17 exons. Gene Ontology annotation, cellular component: membrane. Gene Ontology annotation, biological process: membrane repolarization during action potential; regulation of ventricular cardiac muscle cell membrane repolarization; regulation of heart rate by cardiac conduction.
GCUGGAGCGGCAGAGCUUGCUUAUGGAGGAAGACGGCACUGCGAACUGGCAACAUCUGUAACUUCUCUCUGGGAGAUUUUUUUUUUUUUUUGCGCACGAGAGUGCGCGAUAUUUUGUGAGUAAACAUGCCAGUGAGAAGAGGACACGUCGCUCCACAAAACACAUUUCUUGGGAUAAUUAUCCGGAAAUUCGAGGGUCAGAACCGUAAAUUUGUGAUAGCCAACGCCAGGGUGGAAAACUGUGCAAUCAUAUACUGCAACGACGGCUUCUGCGAGAUGACGGGCUUUUCCAGGCCGGACAUCAUGCAGAAGCCGUGCACGUGCGACUUCCUCCACGGCGACCAAACGGAUAAGGAGGCCAUCGGCCAGGUGGCCCUGGCUCUGAGGGGCUCUGAGGAGCGCAAGGUGGAGAUCACCUACUACCGCAAGGAUGGGUCAGACUUCCAGUGUAACAUUCACAUUAUCCCGGUGAAGAAUGAGGAGGGUGUGGUGAUGAUGUUCAUCCUGAAUUUUGAUUACGUUUUGGAUGAGGGGAGUGACAACUCCACAGAGAAAAUAAGCCCCGCAUCGCCUACAAAGUCUGAUCAAAGAAGGAGCAGAUUUUUCCGCUUCCGCCAGGCUGCCUUGAGCUUAAUGAAUACCAACAAGCAAUCUCUUCCACAAGAGGACCCAGAUGCUGUGAUGGUGGACUCACCCAAAGACACUGAGGACUCGGUAGCCCUGCAGAGUUUCCCCUCACCCACGAAGAGCAUUUGCAGUCCCAUUGAGGCCAAUGACACCCACGCUCUCAUCAGCUCCAGUCACCAGUCCUCCCAGGCCAGCAUAGCUCCUGAACCACUGGACCAUUCGUCCCCCAAACUCCUGUGGGAAAAGCUGUACCAGACGGAGGUGCACCAGUCCUCUACCUCCCUGUCCAAUACCUUUCCAAGAGGAAGCAUCACGAGCAUGAGGCGAGCGUCGUCUGUUCAUGAGAUUGAAGGGUACAGCUCCAGUUCCAAAAGUAUAUUCAGGGACCGUCAUACAAAUGAAGGUCCAUUUAAUCACGUGAAGUCCAGCCUGCUCGGCUCCACGUCGGAUUCCAACAUAAACAAGUACAGCACCAUCAACAAAAUCCCUCUGAUAGCCCUAACCUUUUCGGAAGGUAAUGACAAGAAGAAUCACUCCCCUCCAACAUCGGAGAAAACAAUCAUUGCUCCAAAGGUCAAAGACAGGACGCACAACGUCACAGAAAAAGUGACACAGGUCUUGUCACUAGGAGCUGAUGUUCUGCCAGAGUACAAGCUGCAGACGAACCGGAUCGACAAGUUCACCAUUCUUCAUUACAGCCCAUUCAAAGCUGUGUGGGACUGGCUGAUCUUGCUGUUGGUCAUCUACACGGCCAUCCUCACGCCUUACUCUGCUGCCUUUCUUCUCAACGACCAAGAGGAGCAGAGGAGGCGUGAAUGCGGAUACUCGUGCAGCCCACUCAAUGUGGUGGACCUCAUCGUGGACAUCAUGUUCAUCAUUGACAUCCUCAUCAACUUCAGGACCACGUACGUGAACCAGAACGAGGAGGUGGUCAGCCAUGCAGCCAAGAUAGCAAUCCAUUACUUUAAAGGCUGGUUCUUAAUAGACAUGGUGGCAGCCAUUCCCUUUGACCUGCUUAUCUUCGGCUCAGGAUCAGAUGAGACGACCACUCUGAUCGGCUUGCUGAAGACAGCGAGGCUCCUUCGUCUGGUACGAGUAGCCAGGAAGCUGGACCGCUACUCUGAAUAUGGCGCCGCCGUAUUGAUGCUUUUAAUGUGCAUCUUUGCCCUCAUCGCUCACUGGCUCGCCUGCAUAUGGUACGCCAUUGGUAAUGUGGAAAAGCCUUACUUGGAGCACAAAAUUGGCUGGCUGGACAAUCUGGGAGUGUCCAUAGGGAAGAGAUACAACUACAGUGAUCCUAACUCUGGUCCGUCCAUCAAGGACAAGUAUGUCACUGCUCUCUACUUCACCUUCAGCAGUCUAACCAGCGUGGGAUUUGGCAACGUUUCGCCAAACACAAACUCGGAGAAGAUCUUUUCCAUUUGUGUCAUGCUGAUCGGAUCCCUCAUGUACGCCAGCAUCUUUGGGAACGUUUCAGCCAUCAUCCAAAGGUUGUACUCGGGUACGGCGCGCUACCAUGCGCAAAUGUUACGGGUCAAAGAGUUCAUCCGUUUUCAUCAGAUACCCAAUCCACUGAGGCAGAGGCUGGAGGAGUACUUCCAGCACUCCUGGGCCUACACCAACGGAAUUGACAUGAACACGGAGGUGCUCAAAGGUUUCCCGGAGUGCCUGCAGGCAGAUAUUUGUCUUCACCUCAAUAAUAAUCUUCUUCACAACUGCAAAGUGUUCCAAGGAGCCACCAAAGGCUGCCUGAGGGCCUUGGCAAUGCACUUCAAGACCACUCACGCCCCUCCUGGAGACACUCUGGUCCACAGUGGAGACGUACUCACUGCCCUCUACUUCCUGUCCCGUGGGUCUAUUGAGAUCCUGAAAGAUGACAUUGUGGUCGCCAUCCUGGGUAAAAAUGACAUCUUUGGUGAAAUGAUCCAUCUAUUUCCCAAACCUGGAAAGUCCAACGCUGACGUCCGGGCUCUUAGUUACUGCGACCUGAGUACCAUCCAGAGGGAGGAUCUUCUGGAGGUGUUGGACAUGUAUCCAGAGUUUGCCGACUACUUCUUUGCCAACCUGGAGCUGACCUUCAAUCUCAGAGAUGAGUCUGCGAAGCCUCCCAGUCUCGAGAGCUGUGACUCAGAUGGUGAGGGCACCAGGAGUAUUAAAAGAAGGAUUUCAUUCACACCAGAGCCACCCAAAGUGGAAAACAAUGAAGUCAGUACAGAACUGGAAAGCGGGAGGGAGUCAAACCUAUGCCUAAAGAGAUGUUCCGAAGUCCGGGGUCCCUCGACACCCAGCAGCCCUGUUCUGGACUCUAAUCGUCUCGGACACAACGAGGUCACAAACGGCUUGAGGAGAAGUCCAUCUUUUCAAGAUCUGUGCUGUGAUAAAUGGGUGUGCAAGAAGUCUAGAGACUACCUGGAUGAGUCAGCACAGUUCCAGGAGCUGAGAGACGAUAAUUCGGCCAGCGAACUUACCUACGGUGAGGUGGAACAGCGCUUAAAUCGGCUGCAAGAGCAUUUAAACAGGUUGGAGUCUCAGCUAACGUCCGACAUUCAAACCAUCCUGCAGCUGCUGCAGAGACAGCCCACGCUGGGUCCUCCAGCUUACAGCACUGUGACCGCCAGUCCCGACUAUCAUGGAUCUGCCGUGAAAAUUCAGCCUGCUGCGUUGACAGCGAGCCAUUUUUUCAGCCAUACACAGAGUCAAGGCCCUAACCACAAAGUCAAGAAGGCCUUUCAGGACUCUGCUGUGCCGAGCUUGGCCAGCCUGAUGGUGCCGGUCGAGGAGAACCUUUCAACAUUGCUUUUACAAAGACAAACAGAAACACAACAACAACAGCAGCAGCAGCAGCAGCAAGAGAUUAGUAGGGAUCAACAGUCAACGUUGCUCCUGAUUCCAACAGCCUCCUCCUCAUCGCCCCUUUCAGACUGCAACCUCAAUGCCACUGGACUCCAAAGACCUGUCUCAGACCCAGAGCUGCCAAGGCCGUAA